Messenger RNA from Macrobrachium nipponense, 4347 nucleotides. Its product is annotated as Bardet-Biedl syndrome 2 protein homolog. The coding region runs from base 224 to 2401 and encodes 725 amino acids. NCBI's taxonomy places the organism in Eukaryota, Metazoa, Arthropoda, Malacostraca, Decapoda, Palaemonidae. Gene Ontology annotation, molecular function: protein binding. The record is from RefSeq and is a predicted model, not a curated record. Gene Ontology annotation, cellular component: membrane; motile cilium; ciliary basal body. The transcript has 15 exons. Gene Ontology annotation, biological process: non-motile cilium assembly.
AACAAUAUUAAAUUUAUUCAUGGUACGCGAUGAAAUAAUAGAAGAAUGUCGUCUACUGUAUUAUGAAGUCAACUGAAGUCGAAAUCGAAGCAUCCGAACGAAUGACAUACCAUCCCAGGUAAACAAACAUUCUGGUGUCAAGUCUUUCCUAGUGAAAAUAUAUUAUCUUAAGCUGAUGCAGACCAUCGGGAAUUACUUCCUUUAAGCUGUAUCAUACUUCAGAAUGUUAAUUCCUGUGUUCACAUUAAACCUCAACCAGAAAAUAUUACCAGGAAAAGUAACUGUUGGAAAAUAUGAUGGAGCUCAUGCAUGCCUUACAGCUUCUACCACAGCUGACAAGGUUCUUAUUCAUAACCCUCACCAAAGACUUGGUGUCUCAGGGGGACGUAUGUCCCUAAGCCAGAGUAGCGCGGAGACUUCAUUACUCAACAUAAAUCAGACCGUUUCUGCAAUUACGGCUGGCCGCCUUACUGCUUCGCAGCUAUAUGACACCUUAGUAGUUGGAACUCCUACUAAUGUUUUGGCCUAUGAUGUACAGAGCAAUGCUGAUGUAUUUUAUAAAGAUGUAGCUGACGGAGCAAAUGCCAUCGCCAUCGGUCACUUGGGACGUCAUCCCUCGCCACUGGCUCUGAUUGGCGGGAACUGUUCUAUUCACGGCUUUGAUGCCGAUGGCCGGGAUCCAUUCUGGACCGUCACAGGGGACAAUGUCUCUUCCUUGACUCUAACCGAUUUUGAUGGGGAUGGGGAAAAUGAGCUAUUAGUUGGUUCAGAAGAUUUUGACAUUAGGGUGUUCAAACAUGAAGAGAUAUUAUUUGAGAUGUCAGAAACUGAAGCAGUGACUGCUUUGUGCCCAAUGCAAGGUUCCCGCUUUGGGUAUGCUCUUGCAAAUGGAACCGUGGGAGUGUACGAGAAGAUGGCGAGAUGGUGGCGCAUAAAGUCCAAAAAUCAAGCGGUAUCCAUCUUCAGUUACGACCUGGAUGGUGAUGGGGUAGCAGAGCUCAUAACUGGAUGGAGCAAUGGCAAGGUUGAUGCUAGGAAUGAUCGCAGUGGUGAGGUAGUUUUUAAGGAUAAUUUCAAAUCUACUGUUGCUGGCAUCGUGCAAGGUGAUUAUCGUAUGGAUGGAAAGAAUCAGCUUAUUUGUUGUUCAACUGAUGGAGAAGUCAGAGGAUACCAGCCGUCGUCCCCUGAGAGUCGGUACUCUUUGAUGGACGUGAACAUUGAACAGGAGACAAUAAGGGAAUUAAGUCAGAGACGCCACACUCUUCUGAUGGAAUUGAAAAACUACGAGGAAAACCAGAGGAUGGGAUCGUCUGGAGAGAUCAUUUAUGGUAAACCCUCGUCAGCAGGCGACCAAGUUGGAAUUAUACCUGCGAAUACUCAGCUUCAAACUGGACUUGCUAUUGAUAUGGGCAGUGAAGAAAAAAAUAAACCACCUCAUGUGGAGAUUGCUUUGGCAACAACCAACGACACUGUAAUUAAAGCCGUCAUCAUAUUUGCGGAAGGAAUAUUUGAAGGCGAGAGUCAUGUUUUUCAUCCGAGAGACAAUGCGCUGGCAAGUAGUGUACGAGUUCCUCUGUAUCCCCCGAAGGAUGUGCCAGUUGAUCUUCACAUCAAAGCUAUGGUUGGCUACAAGGGGUCUCUUCAUUACCAUGUCUUUGAGCUAACCAGGCAGCUCCCGAGGUUUUCAAUGUAUGCCCUGUGUACAACCCCAGUGAAUCAACCUCAAGGCUUUGUCAAGUUUAAAAUUCACGAGCGUGUUGCAAGGAUUGUCAUGUGGAUCAAUGCAAAUUUUUUGCUCUUGGAAGAUCUGCAGUUAGGGGAGCAAGGAGACCUGGAUAUCUCUUUCUUGUCCUUACGUACCACCAUGCCGCUGGUUAUCCAGUCGACGGCCAAUUGUGAAUUAACCAUUAAAACGGAUGAUAUGGAUCUUGCUGGAGACCUUAUCCAAGCAUUGUCUAAUUAUCUCAAUUUAGAAGAUUUGCAGGUUGAAGCAGACUUUCCAUCAGAACUGGAACAGCUGGGAACAGUGCUGGAACGAGUUGAAGAGUAUCAUGCGACAAGACAAAGGCUGUCUGCUGAUAUGGCGGACCAUUCUGGGGUCAUUCGCACAUUAGUGGUCAGGGCAGAAGAUGCCAGACUCAUGUUUGAUAUGCAAAGCAUGCGCCAGUGGUACAGCGAACUGUUUAACCUGAACAAAGACCUCAUCAACGGGUACAAGAUAAGAUGCAACAACCACCAGGAACUUCUCAAUUGUCUCAAACAAGUCAAUCAGACUAUACAGAAAGCAGGUCGAUUAAGAGUUGGGAAAUCCAAGACAACAGUUGUGAGUGCAUGCAGGCAAGCCAUCAAGAACAACAACAUCAGCGCCUUGACAAAAAUAAUUCGGUCUGGGAAAUCAUAAGUUGUAGUGCUAGUUUCUUAAUGCGUUGUCCUUUGAAAGUGAGAAAGAGGUGAUUUGAAAAGAAUAAACCUUGGGUCACUCCGUAUGUUAUAAAACUGAUUUCAGUCGAAAAUUUUUACAAUAUCAAAGAAACUUUUUGCAUCUUUGCAAAUAAAAAUAUUGCAAUGCAGUCCACUGAAGGUUUACUGUUGAAUUAUUGAAAAUUAAUAAUUCAGGUACAGUAAUGAAUAUAAAGAUAUUCAACUGAAUAUUUAUUCAAGUGUUGCAAAACACUAUUAGUAUUUUUUUAGAUGUUUGUAUUAUUCUUUUCCAGUGCCUGUUAUCAUUACAGGACUUCUUUUUUUCAAGUUACAGGACUUUUUUUUCAAAUUAGUCUCCCACUGCUGUAAAUUUUAAUUAAAUUCACAACAACUACAAACAUUUUUGGCAUAAUGUAUUGUCAUUUCAAGAGUCUGUGUAGUUGUACAUUAAUUUAUAAUGAAUGAAUUUACUUUAAGUUUUGUCAUGGGACAUUUUAAAAAUGUUGUGGUAGAGUCAAAUAUUUCCUAGUCAUGCAUAUUGUGCAUUGGUGAGUAUGUUAUGCAGUACUGGAAAGCUAAUUAAUGUAUUUUAAGUAAAACCACUCAUAUAUUUAAUAGUUUUUAUGGCUAAUCUCUGGAAGUGAAGAAAUUUACUUGUAAGUGGUUAAAGUUAUUAGGAUUUUUAUUUUCUAUGAAUUAAUUUUAAAGGAAGUUAUAUUGCAGAGUAGAAGUUGCCACAGCUUGUUAUAUUAAUACUAAUCUUGUCAACAAGAUUUUGGUGCCUCAGAGAAUCAUUGAAGAUUCUGAACCACUCAUCACUCCGUCCACUUAAUGCGCUGUUAUAUAAAACUGAAAUUUGCACUGCUGUGAUAUUGUACAAUAUAUCUUUUUUUUUUUUUUUGGCAAAUGUCUUUCAUUCAUUCUUAACUUCAUUUAAUAUAUGAAAUCUAAAACAAGCAAGAUGGCUAAAUGUAUUUGUUACAUUUUCAUUUCCUCAAGAUCGAGAAAUUUAUAUUUUUUCAUACUUUUCACCUUGUGUGAAGGUUGAAUUGUUUGUCCGAGAGGUUAUUGUACUGAAUGGUUAUAUUUCUAAUUAUUUUUAUUAUUUUCAUAAGCUAUACUGUUCAAUUUUCAAGUUUUAAACGUUUGCUUAUAAAAGCUUGAGAAAACUUGAAGAUAACUAUAUAUCUUGACUGAGGAAUGUGAUAAAAUCAGUAUUUUAUGGAAAGGAAAAUGAUAGAUUGAUCUUCUAACUUCAUAAUUCUCUUACUGCUGGUACUGAGAGAAGUUAUUGCACUUUAUUGUAUUAUUACUGUACUUUUGAUAAUUUUGUGCUAGGAAUGGACAAAAUAUUAAUUUGUUAUAUGAGAGAUUAUGAAUGCUUUUGUGCUUAUCUCGUCAAGUCUAGUCAUGUAUGCAUCGCAAUCAAAUUAUAUUUUAAGAACUCAACGGUUAAAAAGUCAUCAUAUUCCUAUCAGUUAAGAAUUUUAUGUAGAGUAAUGAAUACUUUAGUAUUUAUUCUGCUUAAUAUUUUAUAUCUAGUCACUUGGAAGAUUUAUUUUACCUGCAAUGUAGGCUACAGCACUAUUUUUAUAUGCACCUUUCAUAAAAUAUAUUUUUUAUGAUAUAAGCCAUUAAAAUCUCAUAUUGCGCUGAAGACGUCUAUGUCAAUAUGUAUAUACAACUUCUGUUUCGUAACUUUUACUCCCUGUAAAAGUGUCUCGCGUUAUUUCGUAAUUUAAGUUAUAGAAAUUCCUUUCAUUUUGCCUUCCUUGUGGUACAAGAUCCUUUUGUGGUGAGGAUUUAGGUUAAAUAUUUUAUAUUGUGAACUCCACCAAGUCAGGAAUUGCAAUUAUAUGUUAUUUUAUGGGAAUUGUAAUGGAUCAAGUCAGGAUAGCUUUCCAAAAAAAAAAUAAUUUGGCUUAC